Messenger RNA from Liolophura sinensis, 3597 nucleotides. RefSeq names its product anoctamin-4-like. Lineage: Eukaryota; Metazoa; Mollusca; Polyplacophora; Chitonida; Chitonidae. The record is from RefSeq and is a predicted model, not a curated record. Gene Ontology annotation, cellular component: plasma membrane. Gene Ontology annotation, molecular function: protein dimerization activity; chloride channel activity. Gene Ontology annotation, biological process: chloride transmembrane transport.
AGGCUUUCCUGAGAGCUGUUGCGUGUGGACUCAUUCCUUGUGAUUUCCCCAAUGUUUACGUCCAUUUGGCUCUCUGUCUUUAUUUAAAGUGUUUAACGGUGAGUUCACGAGGCGUAUCGGUUCGUCGACGCGAGGCCGAUCUCAGUGAGAGCCGAUAAGCCCUGGACUGAAUUGACGUGAAAAGAUUUGUUAGAAAUACUGGGCGUGGUGGAAAAACCACCAACCGCUGCUCAUGGGAGGACUGGUCUGGGUGGUCAACUGAAACUGGUAUAAACAGUCAGUGAACUGUUUUCUCCCCUACAUGUUGGCACGCUAGGCCCGAUGCGUGUGGAUGUGACUUACAUACACCAUACACAGCUAUAGUUGUGAGAAGGUCUCCCUGAUUUAAGCAUGGAUCCCACAUACUCACCUAAAGGCCCACCCCGGGGAAUUGGCUUUGAGAUGCACAAUGUUCAGGCUGGAUCACACCCUGGUGUAGCCCCACAUCCCACGAGCGAGGCCCUUUACCCACCUGUACCACCCACUUCACGCAAUGAGACAGCUGUAACUAUUGGAUUUGAGGGACACGGAGAGCCUGACAGUGUUCCGCGUGGCAUUGACAACGCUGGUUAUGUUGAUGACGGACCUGCCAGAAAGGGCAGGCUUGAUACAGAUGGCACAGACACUGGAAGACAUGGAGACCCGGACACUGGCAUCUCACUACUCGGCUACAAAUCUGUCACAGAGCGCGGGAAUGGUCAGAGUUCAGGUCCACCCACUGGCAACACUAGGACAUCGGAGGGCCUCGAGGACACAUCCGAGGAACAACGACUCGUGGACAGUAUCACCAACAAAACUGUUCACAAUAGCUCAGACAGCAAGGAUUCCAAGAAGACUUUGUAUUUCAAUGAUGGUAAAAGGCGUAUUGAUUACGUGCUGGCCUAUGUCUCCGAUGGCAACGCAGAUAAGGCCAGAAAACGUGACUUUUUCCAAGAAAACCUCAAGAGCCAAGGCCUGGAGUUGGAAACAGCAGACAGAUCGCAAUGUAAAGAUGGCAAAACUACAUUUGUCAAAAUUCAUGCUCCAUGGGAGGUGUUGGUGAAGUAUGCUGAACUAUUGCAUAUGAAGAUGCCCCUUGCUGAGAAUGACAUGGAGGAGAACAUCAGGUCCCUAUGGGACAUUUGCUGUUCACAGAUGCCUAACCCAUUUGAGUUAGAUGAGACGGUGAUCAAGCCUGAGCCAUCUUACUUCACAGCUGUCUUUGACAGAAACAGGAUAGACCAAUUUAUUGUGGAAAAUGAGGAUACAUUCUUCCCGAAUGCCCAGAGAAGUCGUAUUGUCCACUGGAUAUUGUGCAGAACCAAUUAUGAAGAUGAAGCACCAGGAAAAUGCAAAUUUGGUAUCAACAGACUGAUUAGUAGUAAGGCAUACAUGGAUGCCUUUCCACUGCAUGAGGGUGAUUUUUCAAGUGACCAUUCUGUGUAUGCACAAGGACCAGACAAUGAGAGACAUCUUCUGUAUGAGGUCUGGGCUCGCCCGAAGAACUUCUACAAAUACCAACCACUGGAUUUGAUCAGGAAGUACUUUGGAGAAAAGAUUGGCAUCUAUUUUUGCUGGCUUGGAUAUUAUACAACAAUGCUGAUUCCUGCUGCUUUGGUUGGUCUGAUUGUCUUCAUCUAUGGUGUAGCCACUGUCUGGAGUGAUCCCACAAGUAAUGAGAUCUGUGACGAGAAUGUAGGCGGUAACAUCACAAUGUGCCCCAGCUGUGAUCAGCGCUGCACUUACUGGAAGUUAAGCAUCUCCUGUAACUACUCCAGGGCCUCCUAUCUGUUUGACAACGAGGCCACUGUGGCCUUCGCUUUCUUCAUGGCACUCUGGGCUGUGGUGUUCCUAGAGUUCUGGAAAAGGAAGCAGGCAGAAAUAGGAUAUGACUGGGAUGUGAAUGAUUACGAGGAGGAAGAGGAAACUGUCCGGCCAGAGUUUGAAAGCUCAGUGGUACGGAAAAGAACCAACCCAAUAAACAAGGCAGAGGAACCUUAUGUGCCAAUCUGGAGCAAACUUUUGCGAUAUAUCACAGCAAUGUUUGUGGUAGUUUUCAUGCUUGCUAUAGUGAUUGCAGCCCUGUUUGCAGUGAUUAUCUACCGUAUCAUCAUUGUGGCUGUUCUCUACAGUUUGAGCGACAACUUGAUUCAGGGUCGAGAGCCACUCAUCACCACGGCAACUGCUGCUAUCAUCUCACUUGUCCUCAUCAUCAUCCUUGGAUUUGUGUACCAGUUCGUUGCCACCUGGUUGACAAAUAUAGAACAACCGAGGACUGAUACAGAGUGGGAAGACAGCUUCACACUGAAAAUGUUCCUCUUCCAGUUUGUCAAUUACUAUGGAACUAUCUUCUACAUUGCUUUCUUCAAGGGGAGGUUUAUGGGACGUCCUGGAGACUAUGACUACACACUGACAGAAUAUCGUCAAGAGGAGUGUGACCCAGCAGGCUGCCUGAUUGAGCUGUGUAUUCAGCUGGCCAUUGUCAUGGUUGGAAAACAAAGUUUUAACAACUUCAAGGAAAUUGUUCUCCCGAAAGUCAUGGUGUGGUUUAAGUCACGCAAAAUCAUUGACAAAAACAAAGAUAUGGAGGAGUCUGAUGCAACCAGGUGGGAGAGGGAUUACUGUCUGGCUAACAUGCCCAAAUAUGGGCUGUUUGACGAGUACCUUGAGAUGGUGAUCCAAUUUGGAUUUGUGACAAUCUUUGUGGCUGCCUUCCCUCUUGCCCCUUUCUUUGCCUUGCUCAACAACAUUAUUGAGAUCCGCCUUGAUGCCUACAUCUGCACCCAGUGGAAACGACCAUUUGCACAACGGGCAGAAGAUAUUGGGAUUUGGUUUGGCAUUCUGCGAGGAGUGGCAGCUGUAGCAGUCAUAUCAAAUGCCUUCAUCAUUGCCAUCACCUCAGACUUCAUCCCUAAGUUGGUGUACAAGUAUGAGGUCAGUCCUAAUGGCACCCUCCAUGGUUACAUUAACAACAGCCUGUCCUACUUCAACACCUCCGAUUUCCAGACACAGAGUAUUCCAGAUAUAGGCAAUGAGGCAGUCUGCAGGUACCGUGCCUACCGCGAAAAUCCAUUUGAGAUUGCAGGCUACAACUACACACGUCUGUACUGGCAUAUCAUUGCAGCUAGAUUCGCUUUUGUCAUUGUCUUUGAGAAUCUUGUGGUGAUUUUGACCUGGUUGAUAUCCUACCUUAUCCCUGAUGUGCCCUACGCUGUGAAGAUUCAAAUGUUGAGAGAACAGCACUUAGCAGGACAAGCUGUUUUGGAGGCUUCACGCUUGGAGGAUGAGAAACGCCGUGUUCGCAAACUUGAUUAAUGUCAUUUCAGACGCAAUUGAAGGACAAAUGAAGUGAAACUAACUAAACUGAAUUAUGGGAGAUCUGGUUUCCCCAGUCAUCUUAUAAUGAAUUUUACAUUACCAUUUUUUUUUUCUAAAUAUACAUGUAUCUUAUGUAUAUGGUUUUAUGCGGAUUCUAAUGAAUGUUUUGUCUUUUACAAUCAUAUGCUGUAUCAAAGAGCGUUUGUUUUUUUUUUAUGAGUAAUGGGUACAAAGUUAGUAUGCCUUUGUUAUAUUUUUUUU